Molecule: messenger RNA, 168 nt
Organism: Thermothelomyces thermophilus ATCC 42464
Lineage: Eukaryota; Fungi; Ascomycota; Sordariomycetes; Sordariales; Chaetomiaceae
Exons: 1
Source: RefSeq, a predicted model, not a curated record
AAAGGAACGUACAACACCCGGAAUUCGCUGGUCGUCACCGACCCAACUACUACUCGGGCCCUCAGCAGCUUAACUAGGGCAGAGCGGACGGGAUGCCGUGCUUUCUGCUGGGUAUGGUCGUACGUGCCGGCUGCUUCUCGCAUAUGCGAUUAUAUGUUGGAAAGCUGA